Molecule: messenger RNA, 1058 nt
Organism: Jaminaea rosea
Lineage: Eukaryota; Fungi; Basidiomycota; Exobasidiomycetes; Microstromatales
Exons: 1
Coding region: 22-753 (243 amino acids)
Biological process (GO): translation
Cellular component (GO): ribosome; mitochondrial large ribosomal subunit
Molecular function (GO): structural constituent of ribosome
Source: RefSeq, a predicted model, not a curated record
CACCAUCGUCCUCGCGCUAAGAUGGUUCGCGCCACUUCAUCUCGCUCAUUGACAUCCCUCAUGCGGUCAAUGGCGCUGGAGGUUCAACCAGCCAGGCCAGCACUGCGCAGCUUCAGCACGUCUCGCUGCCUGAGGCAAGAACACGACGACUCAGCAGAACCCGUCGCAUCUUCAUCUAAGGCGCCUGCCUAUCCAUACUCCUCACACAGUCGUGUCCCUUCCAUAGACCCAUCGCCCUUCACUCCGGCACCGAAGACGCGCUCCACCCAAUCAGGCGUCAUGGACUACCUUCAUCAUCAACUGCGCUCCCAAUUUGACCCAGCAGAUCGCCUCACCCGCCUCUUCCAUCGUCGCUCCCCUGAGCAAAUCCCAGUCGGCUCAGUAUUGAUCGUCGAGUCUUGGACGAGUCCCGCAAAGACGGGAAUGACGACAUUCUCCGGCGUCCUUAUGGCCAUCAGGCGUCGUGGCACCUCGACAAGCUUCGUUCUCCGCAACCUCGUACAGAAGUUGGGAGUCGAGAUGCGCUUUAACCUUUACUCGCCGCUGCUCAAGGAUGUGAGAGUGGUAGCAAGGGCAGAUGUAGGCAAGGGUGCAAAGAAUAUGCCUCAGGGUAGCAUUAGGAGGGUGAGGAGGGCGAAGCUAUACUACUUGAGGAAGGGAGACAACAGGAUCGCAGGCAUUGGACGGAUGAUCAAGAGUAGGAGACAGCAGCAGGAGAAGGAGGCUAGAGAGGCGGGGGCUACAGCGGUCUAGUCAUGCGCGAGCGACAGUGCAAGUCAAUGGCAUAGCAUUGCGACCACCAGUGACGACAUUCGAUACCAGCGUUAGGCGCCCAGCUCAAGCAGGACGGCCGCCUCGACGUCGGCAGUCUUCGCGCUUCCACCGAGGUCAGGGGUAAGGACAUUAGCCUUGCGCAAAACAUUGUCGACUGCCGAGUAGAUCUUGAGUGCUGGCUCCGUGUAGCCCAUGUACUCGAGCAUAAGGGCGCCUGAGCGGAUCGAGGCGAUAGGAUUGGCGAUGCCCUGCCCGGCAAUGUUGGGAGCCGAGCCGUGGACGGG